Molecule: messenger RNA, 1455 nt
Organism: Cannabis sativa
Lineage: Eukaryota; Viridiplantae; Streptophyta; Magnoliopsida; Rosales; Cannabaceae
Product: binding partner of ACD11 1
Exons: 8
Coding region: 219-1040 (273 amino acids)
Molecular function (GO): RNA binding
Source: RefSeq, a predicted model, not a curated record
UAUUACAUUCUUUUGUAUGUUCUUCAAAAUAGUCUCUUUUAGUUCAAAGGGGUAAAAGUCCAAGUUGUCUGGUGGCUGGCAUUGGCAAAACCUUCACUUGAUUCAUUCAUAUCUCUCUCUCUCCAAUCCAUAUUCCAACCUGUCUUCUUCUUCAUUCUCUUCUUCUCUCUCAGGACUUUUCACGAACACCUUACCUAAUUCAAAUCUUCAUUAUCACAAUGCAGCAGCAUCAGCAGCAGACGAGGACAGUCCAAGUAAAGAAGGUUUCAGAUCUAGCUACCGAGAGAGAAAUUCAUGAGUUCUUCUCUUUUUCUGGUGAAAUUGAACAUAUUCAGAUCUACCGUGAACAUGGGCAAUCAAAGACGGCAUUUGUUACAUUCAAAGAUCCUAAAGCCCUUGAAAUUGCAUUGUUAUUAUCGGGAGCAACAAUAGUAGACCAGAUUGUGAGUAUAACACCUGUUGAAAACUAUGUACCUAACCACGAGACACAAGAAGCAAGGAUGGUUGAAAAUGCCGUUUGUGUUGUUCCUGAACCUGGUUCGCCAAAUCUUGAGCAGGACAGAAAUAGCCCGCGUGUCAAUGGAAGGGAGUAUGUUAGUAAAGCCCAAGAUGCAGUUGCUAAUAUGCUUGCAAAGGGUUCCGCUAUCAGACAAGAUGCCGUGAACAAGGCUAAAGCAUUUGAUGAAAAGCAUCAGUUGCGAGCCAGUGCAUCUGCCAAGGUUAUUUCAUUUGACAGAAAAGUAGGGCUUACGGAAAAAUUGACAGUCGGGAUUUCUGUUGUUAACGAGAAAGUAAAAUCCGUUGAUCAAAGGCUUCAAGUAUCAGAUAAAACAAUGGCUGCAAUAUUUGCUGCAGAAAGGAAAAUUAAUAACACAGGAUCAGCUGUAAAAACUAGCAGGUACGUAACUGCUGGAGCGGCAUGGUUAAAUGGCGCAUUCAGUAAGGUAGCUAAGGCUGGUCAGGUGGCAGGUACAAAAACAAGAGAAAAGUUCCAUAUGGCUGUGACAAACUUGACGACGAAGGAUCCGAUUGCAGCAUAAGCGAAAAAUAACCUGAUGGGCUCUGUUCUCAUGAACACAAUCAUCAAAUCAACCAUGUUGGUCUGAUCAAUGAUCAACAACAAGUCACAAUCGUCAUAUUAUGUGGGGUUGCAGGUUUGGAGUAGUUUAUGUCAAAUUUGUUGUUUCUUUCUCUCUCUCUCUCUAUAUAUAUAUUUAUAUAUGCAAAUAUAUCCUUUAGGGGUCUGGUCUGGUGUGAUGUAAUUCUUUUUUUUUUUCUGUUCAUUUUUUAUAUUAAUUUUCCUCGGGUAAUUUGUGCCUGUUGGUCUCCAUUAAUUUUGCAGCUUCAAGAUUAGUUGAGUGGAAAAACAAUGUUAAAAGAAAAAAAAUAUAUAUAUUAUUGAUCGAGUGGAAAAGAAAUUGAAGUUGUUGACAUACAUUUUUUACUUAAAAGAAA